CCACCAAAGAAGCUGCCGGCUGUAUAAGCAGCACUCUUUGUCUCCUGAUCCUGGACAAUCCCCACUCCCCCUCCCUCCUUCGGUGAUAUCCUGCAGAUGUGUGAACUCUGGCUAUGGUAGCAGGACCCAUGAAGUUACUGGGCAGAGUCCAUCAGUGAUGGGUUAGAGGAAUGGAUGAUGCCUUUCUUUCGGAGGAAAGCUAGUCUAUACAAAGGAAUGAGCAGGUGACUAGGAGGAAGCAGAUGAGUGGUGAGCACCAUCUACUGGAAGAGAGCUUAACUGCGGAGAGGAGUGAAGCCCAGCAAAAGCCAUGGGACUGGAAGUAGGGAUUGUGGACAACAGAAACACUUUCAAGAGGUCUGCCAUCUGCUGGAAACUGAGGUCACACUUCCCAGGAGAGAAUGGAAUGGAGGCUACAGUCAGUUGUCAGCAAAAAGAAUCUUGCGAGUCAAUGAUUUAUGAAUAUCAUUUCCCAAUUAGCCUUUUAUGUAUGAAAUAGAACCUCCCCAAAGAUGUUUCUUUCAUCUGUUAAGGCCUAACAGAGGGCUAUAGGUGUGCCACCAGAUAAUGUAUCCAAAGGAUCAAAAAUGGCAGCUACCAUUGUGUUAGUGGCAACCCUUUGCUCCAUUGUUAGCAUGCCUAAAACAUUUUCUCAGUGAUGGCUUGCAACAGUACUCCCUUUGAGACUUGUGAUUCCCUCUUGCUGAAUAUGAGCAGCCUGUCCCCAGCAUCCACAUCUGUGGUUUUGUCUGCCCCACUCCGGAUUUUGUUGGCACUGGUCAUGAUGCUGAUGAUUGCUGUUGGAUUCCUUGGCAAUGCCAUUGUCUGUCUCAUUGUAUACCAGAAGCCCGCCAUGCGCUCAGCCAUCAAUCUGCUCCUGGCAACCUUGGCCUUUUCUGAUAUCAUGCUGUCCUUGUGUUGUAUGCCUUUCACGGCAGUCACCAUGAUCACUGUGAACUGGCACUUUGGUGCCUACUUCUGCCGUUUUUCAGCCAUGCUCUAUUGGUUUUUUGUCUUGGAAGGUGUUGCCAUCCUCUUAAUCAUCAGUGUAGACCGCUUCCUCAUCAUUGUCCAGCGCCAAGACAAACUGAAUCCCCGAAGGGCCAAGGUGAUGAUUGCAGUCUCCUGGGCUCUGUCAUUCUGUAUUUCAUUUCCCUCCCUCAUGGGCUGGACUUUUGUGGAAGUGCCUACCCGGGCCCCUCAAUGUGUACUGGGUUACACAGAGUUUCCAGCAGACAGGGCUUAUGCCGUGAUACUGGUGGUGAUGGUUUUCUUUGUACCAUUCAGCAUCAUGCUCUAUUCCUAUCUAUGCAUCCUCAACACUGUGCGCAGGAAUGCCAUCAGGGUCCAUAACCACACUGAGAGCCUCUGCUUAGGCCAGGGGAGCAAGCUAGGGCUGAUGGGUCUCCAGCGGCCAUACCCACUGAAUAUCGACAUGAGCUUCAAAACGAGGGCCUUCUCUACCAUCUUGAUCCUCUUCAUUGGCUUCUCCUUCUGUUGGCUGCCUCAUACCAUAUUCAGCCUUCUGUCUGUGUUUAGCCGGAAGUUUUACUACGGCUCUUCCUUCUAUAUCACCAGUACCUAUGUUCUGUGGCUUAGUUACCUCAAGUCUGUCUUUAACCCUGUCAUCUACUGCUGGAGAAUCAAGAAAUUCCGCGAAGCUUGCAUAGAGUUUCUACCCAAAACAUUCAAGAUCUUCCCCAAAGUGCCUGGACGGACAAAGAGGAAGGUCCAUCCAAGCACCAUCUAUAUUUGCAAUGAGCGUCAGUCAGCAGUUUAGGGAAGAAGCAGGCAGAAGAGACCUAGCAAAUGGACACAGGAAGGAAUUCAGCUUUUGCUCUCAGCGUCUAACAGUGAUAACAGGUUGGCUGCCUUCCGUGGUUAGUGUUAUGUACUAAGUCUUCAUUAAUUAUUCAGCUAAAUGACCCACUGCCCAAAAUUGGGGGAGGAAACUAUUCAAUGAAUUCAAUUCAAUAAACCUACGUUGAGCACCUGCUGUGUGCAAGAAAUUGCAGGAGACUCUGGAGGAGGGAUACAGAUCAUUUUUCAGUAUCAUGGAAAGAGUCCUGGAUCUGAAGAAAGAAGAUCUAGGUUCAAAUACUGGCCAACCAGUAUGACCUUGAA
Molecule: messenger RNA, 2124 nt
Organism: Phascolarctos cinereus (koala)
Lineage: Eukaryota; Metazoa; Chordata; Mammalia; Diprotodontia; Phascolarctidae
Source: RefSeq, a predicted model, not a curated record